AAAAAUUAAAAUAGUCAAUUAUAUAUCAACUUGAAAAAAUAAAUGAAAGUAUGAUAAUUGCAAGAAAAAAAAAAAAAGUAUAAAUAAAACGUAGCUAUCAUCUGAAUAAUAGGGUAGAAGAAACAAGGUAAUAUUUAUAUAUUUAUUUUUUAACGUUGGUGGUACAUUGAGUAAAGACUUGAAAUAAAAAAAAAAAAAAAGAGUAAUAGUAUAGAAUGCUUACCAGCUUACCUGGAAAAACCACUGUAAAUUUUUAUGGCCCAUAAAAUGGCCGACGAACAACCAGGACAAAGAUACGCGAAUAAACGUAAAAAGACAAUUACUCAUUGCCACGUAUGCUUACCGUAAUUUCCAAAUAAAUUAUCAAAAUUAAAAAAUUAAAAUUAAUAUAAAAAAAUAAAAAAUCUUGAUUAAACAAAGAUAAAACAACUAACAAUAAUACUAUUUAGUUCUAAAAUCAAAAAAAAAAGUAAAUAUAUUAAUAAAAAUUUGAAAAAAAAAAAAUAAUAACAACAUGUCAGAACACGGUGACAGUGACGUUGAUCCCUCUGAGGAAAUAAAUGUUGAUGAACUUGAUUCACGCAGUUGUUCACCACGUAAUUAUGUUAAUACAAAUGACAAUCACAACAAUGAAUUACCGUCGGAUUGUUCAACAUCACCAAUACAUACAAAAACAUUAACAAAUGAUACAUCAUCACCACGUAGUCAUCCAUUCAGUAUAAGUCGUUUACUUGGUGAUAAUAAUCAUCAUAAUAUAACAAAUAAUAAAAGUCCAAGUUCAGAUGAUCAAGAUAGUGAAAAAGAACGUAGAACAUCAUGGGUAUGGGAUGAACGUAGUAAUCGUCAUUUACAAAUUGAAGAUGGACAUAGAUCAUGGAAUGGUGAUAUUGAAGAAAAAUUAUCAGACAAAGAUGAUGAUGAUGAUGAUACUGGUAGUACACCUGAAAUUGGACAAAAUAAUAAUACAACAAUGCAUCCAAAUGAUUUAUUAUCACCAUUUAGAAUAUUUCCUGGUGCAUCUGGUUUAUUAUACACUGGUGGUGCUAGUGUUAUACGUGUACCAGCACAUAGACCACAAAAUUCAAAUGGUCAAAAUAAUAAUAAUAGCAAUAAUAAUAAUAAUAAUAAUAUGCAAACACAAGGACUAAUAUCACCAUGGAGUCUUCAAGCACUUCAACAUAGUCAACAACAAGCUGCUGCUGUUGGUCUUCAUCGUGCAAGUAUAUUAGCAAAUCUUGCUGCUCAUCCACUUCAGUCACAUCCACAUCUUAAAGAUCGUCUUGCUGUUGCAGGUGCAUUUCCAAGAAGAAUUGGACAUCCAUAUCAAAAUAGAACACCACCAAAACGAAAGAAACCACGAACAAGUUUUACAAGAUUACAAAUUGCUGAACUUGAAAAACGUUUUCAUAAACAAAAAUAUUUAGCAUCAGCUGAAAGAGCAGCACUUGCUAAAUCAUUAAAAAUGACUGAUGCACAAGUUAAAACAUGGUUUCAAAAUAGAAGAACGAAAUGGAGACGUCAAACAGCAGAAGAGAGAGAAGCUGAAAGACAAGCAGCAAAUAGAUUAAUGAUGUCGUUGCAUUCAGAGGCACUUGGUAAAGUUGGAUAUCCAAGUGGUGUAGGCAAUCAUCCAGGUAAUUCACAAGUGACAAGUAUGGAGGGUCAAUCAGGUCCACCACAACUUGGCCAUGGUCAAUGGACAUCGCCAUACGGACCACCUCAACCACUCACCGAGCCAAUUUGCUAAGAAUUCAUUUAUUUUUUUUUUUUAACAUUUAGUGUCGACACUAGAAAUAUUAAAAUCAUCAUGAAAAAAAUUAAAGAAAAUAUAUAAACUGAUUGUGUAAAUAAUCUUUAAAAAAAUAUUGUUUUUUUAAUUAUAAUCAAGUGUAGUAUGAAAAAUUUAAAAAGUGAUUAUCAAGUGACGAGUGUGAUUGAAAUAUAAAAUUUUUAAAUAAAGGACAUAUCUGUAUAUAGCAAAUAUAACUUUAUCAAUUUAAUUAACAUUAAAUCGUAGAUUAAAAUCACUACGAUAUAAAAAAUAAAUAAUAAAAUUAUAUAUAUAUAUAUUGUCGUUAUAAACGGCACUAAUAAUUGCUAUGAUAAAUAUUAAAAAAAAUAAUAAAUAUAAGUGAAAAAAAAAAUUUUAAAAACAAAAAAAAAAAAUAUUAAAAAUAUAAAAAAUAAUUGAAUUUAAUUUUAAAUUUAAGAUCAAUGGUAAUUACACCGAUGUAUGAUGUAUAACGAGCUAUGUGAUUUUAUGUACGUGUUGUAAAUAUUAUAAAUAUUUAAAAAAAAAAAAUUAAAAAUAUAAAGAAAAAAUAAUAAAAACCAACGACAAUGAUGUUGAAUAAUAAAAAUAAAAAAUUUAAAAAAAAAAAAAAUACA
Aphidius gifuensis is the source of this 2388-nucleotide messenger RNA. RefSeq names its product homeobox protein Hox-D3 (gene C15). The record is from RefSeq and is a predicted model, not a curated record. Gene Ontology annotation, biological process: regulation of transcription by RNA polymerase II; animal organ development. The transcript is spliced from 3 exons. Gene Ontology annotation, molecular function: RNA polymerase II cis-regulatory region sequence-specific DNA binding; DNA-binding transcription factor activity, RNA polymerase II-specific. NCBI's taxonomy places the organism in Eukaryota, Metazoa, Arthropoda, Insecta, Hymenoptera, Braconidae. The coding region runs from base 515 to 1747 and encodes 410 amino acids. Gene Ontology annotation, cellular component: nucleus.